CACUUCGACGGAAGUCCGAGCACUCAAAGCUGUGAUUUCCGAUCGUCUUCCCUCCACCACCCCUCCUCUGAAAGAUAGUAAAGAAACCCAGAAUCCAAAUGUCUCUAGGGUAUGUACAGAAGCUCUCAUUCAAAGAAGAUGUUGGCACUCUGGGAAUGUCUGAAAUUUUCGACCCACCUAAUGUUUUGCAGCAAAAGAUAGAAGAACUUGCAUCGCUGAUAGAAGAGAGUAAGCAUCUAGUGGUAUUCACGGGUGCUGGAAUUUCAACAUCAUGCGGAAUACCUGAUUUUCGCGGUCCAAAAGGAGUUUGGACACUUCAGCGUGAAGGCAAAGGUGUGCCUGAAGCAUCGCUGCCAUUUCAUAGAGCAAUGCCAAGUUUAACGCAUGUGGCUUUGGUUGAACUAGAAAAGGCUGGAAUCUUGAAGUUUGUUAUUAGCCAGAAUGUUGACAGCAUUCACCUUCGUUCUGGAAUACCAAGGGAAAAACUUGCAGAAUUACAUGGUAACUCAUUCAUGGAAAUUUGCCCUUCUUGUGGAGCAGAGUAUCUGAGGGACUUUGAGGUGGAGACAAUUGGGAUGAAGGAAACACCAAGACGUUGUUCUGAUAUAAAAUGUGGAGCAAAACUUAGAGAUACUGUUCUUGAUUGGGAGGAUGCUCUGCCUCGAAAAGAGAUGAAUGCAGCUUCAAAACAUUGUCGAAUGGCUGAUGUUGUUCUCUGUCUUGGGACCAGUUUGCAAAUCACUCCGGCUUGCAACCUUCCUUUGAAAUCUCUACGUGGAGGGGGGAAGAUUGUAAUUGUAAACCUUCAGCCUACUCCUAAAGACAAGAAAGCUUGGUUGGUGGUCCAUGGGAUGGUUGACCAGGUUAUGGCAGGGGUAAUGGAACGUCUUAAUUGUCAAAUUUCUCCAUAUGUUCGAAUUGAUCUUUUCCACGUCAUUUUCAAUCAAACCCACUGCAUUGGAGACUUCUAG
This is a messenger RNA of Coffea eugenioides, 971 nucleotides long. Its product is annotated as NAD-dependent protein deacetylase SRT1-like. Lineage: Eukaryota; Viridiplantae; Streptophyta; Magnoliopsida; Gentianales; Rubiaceae. The coding region runs from base 99 to 971 and encodes 290 amino acids. The record is from RefSeq and is a predicted model, not a curated record. Gene Ontology annotation, molecular function: NAD+ binding. The transcript has 11 exons.